Messenger RNA from Anthonomus grandis grandis, 1326 nucleotides. RefSeq names its product 1,5-anhydro-D-fructose reductase-like. Lineage: Eukaryota; Metazoa; Arthropoda; Insecta; Coleoptera; Curculionidae. Bases 246 to 1283 code for a protein of 345 amino acids. The transcript has 6 exons. The record is from RefSeq and is a predicted model, not a curated record. Gene Ontology annotation, molecular function: aldose reductase (NADPH) activity. Gene Ontology annotation, cellular component: cytosol.
AAGGACAGAGCGUCCAUCGACUUUGAACUAAUUUUCACCGGUUCAAUUGUUCAUUUUUUUUUUUUAAAUUAAAAACACCAACCACCUGCCCGUUAUAACCUUGCUACAGUAGCUGAACGUCAUCGGCGUUUCUAAAAAUAUUCGUCCAUUUGAGUUGCCAGGAAAUUCAAAAACGAAAAUUAUCACGGUCGUUGCAUAUAGUGCGUGUUUCCGUGUGCAAUCAACUGGUCACUACUAACUGAGAAAUGAAAACCGUCAGACUUGUAAGUAGCGGCCUGGAAAUGCCGAUAGUGGGCCUGGGAACGUGGAGGGCGCAGCCCCAAGAAGUCGAAAGUGCCGUGAAUGCCGCUCUGGAGUGCGGAUACAGACACAUCGAUACUGCAUUUAACUAUAACACAGAAGAACCGAUAGGAAACGUCUUAAAAGCCUGGCUGGACUCUGGUAAAUUGAAAAGAGAGGACCUAUUUAUAACCACAAAGCUGCCAAAUUUCGGAAACAGACCGAGCGACGUGGAAAGAUUCCUAAAUCUAUCCUUAGAAAAACUACAACUAAGUUACGUGGAUCUGUACUUGAUGCACAUGCCGUUCAGUUUCCAUUUAAACGAGGCCACCAUGGCCCCAUUGAUCAACGAGGACGGCAGCUUUAGUCUGGAUUUGGUCGAUUACGUGGACACUUGGAAAGUGAUGCAAAAACAAGUGGAGCAAGGCAAAGUAAGAUCGAUCGGGGUGUCGAACUUCAACGCGGAACAACUUCGAAGACUUCACGACUGUGCGGAAAUAAAACCGGAAGUGCUACAGGUGGAAAUGCACGCGUACUUGCAGCAAAAAAACUUACGGCAGUUGUGUCAAAGUUUAAAUGUAGCGGUGACGGCUUACUCGCCCCUGGGAAGUCCCGGGGCCAACAGUCACUUUAGCGCGAAAUAUAAUUAUUCACUAAAUGAUUUUCCAGACAUUUUAGGGCAUCCUUUGGUAAAGGAAUUAGCGGAGAAAUACUCGAAAUCCCCCGGGCAGAUACUCUUAAGGCACCUCACCCAGGAAAACGUCAUAGUGAUCCCAAAAAGCGGGAACCCGGAACGUAUUAAAGCGAACUUGGACAUUUUCGACUUCGAACUGGAACAAGAGGAUCUGACCAAGUUGGACCAGCUGGAUAAGGGAGAGAACGGCCGGAUUUUCAACUUUUUGUUCUUUAAAGGGGUCGAAAAUCAUCCUUGUUAUCCCUUUAAAAAGCCCGAAGAGGUCCUCGAAAGGCAGGAAGAGCGGGAGGGAAGCACCAAGCAGUUGUGAUUUAUUUAAGCACGUUGAACAAUAAAGGACUACUUUUAAAUAA